UGUUUGUUUCAGGUAGGCAGCAAGGCGUAGGCUAGAGGUCAUAAAGUUACUUUGGGGCUACUGUUUCCAUAAUUCACCAGUCAGUUUGGACAGUAGCCAAUCAGGAUGGGGAUACUGGAUAUUAGUCCAAAAAAGUAACUUUCCCAGUCUCUAACUGGAAGUAAGUUCUUUGUCUCUUCAGAGCACAAGAGUCAAGUCUAGUAUGCCUCCAGAAAUUCUGCACUAGGUGGAGAGCUUUUCUUUCUCAGGAGUAUGAACAGGUAAGGGCACAAGCGUAAAUUAAAAUUAUAAUACUAAAAAGAUAAGCAAUAACAUCAGGCAUCAUAGAAUGAAACCAAAUAAAAUCUAUAGGAAAGAACAAGUGGUGCGAAAAUCUAAAAGCACCAAAACAAUUUUCCAAAAUCCUUAUGAAAAGAACAUGUGCUUUACUUCGUGCUCUCUGGGGUUGGGGUUGGGGACAGACCGCAAUAGACAUCCACCCAGUGAAAAAGCCUUUCUCCCUUGUAGUCGCCCAACUUUGCCUUAUUUGGCUGAUGUGCCUGGUAGAGGUCCUCAGGUUAGGGCUUGGGUAGGUAGAGAAUGGGUGCAGAAUGUAUCAGGCAACUUGGCCCCACGUUUAGAGCUCUAAAGGCUAGAAGUGUUAUUUUGAAUUGGGUCCAGAAACUGAUGACCAUUGUACUACUGAAAUAAUACAGCACAAUUUAUAACACAUGGAAAAAAACAAAGAUAAUAUCUUCUGGGAAGUUAAUAUUUUGCAAGAGUAAUAUGUUGAGCAGAGGAAGGUCAGAGAAGUUCAGGACACCUUUGGGUUUUUUUCCCCAUCAGACUCACCUGUGGAGCUGAGAAGCCUUGAAACCAAAUGUCAGAUUAUGUAGCAAUCUCUUCCUUGCACUGCAAGAGAUCAGAAUAUCUAUGCUGGAACAAACAGAAGGGCUGCUUAGUCCAGCAUUCUCAUCAUAUGAUGGCCAACUGGAUGCUUAUGAGAAGAUCCCUGGUGUGGUUAUGUGGUUUCUGCUGUUCAAGUGGAGCACUCGAAUGCUUCAUCUGAGAAGAGAACGUUGUAGUAGCUGGACAUUGACACAAAAUUAUUGCAAGUUGGCUAUGUUCAUUGUUUAAAUGCAAAUCUGAAUUGGGAACUAGACCAGUUUUUUUCCUAUCCUCUGUUAUCCUUUGUAUCUUAAAAGCCCUAUUAGAGUUGUUAUAAGUCAGUUCUGACUCAACAGCACAUAAGACACAGAGAGAGAGAGAGCACUGUGUGAUUUGUGCUUGAAUUUAAUUGGUAUGCUGACCUAUAACAGCAGCCCAUUGUUAGCAGGGGCCAUAUGGACCCCUGGAGGCACUAGUACAUUUGAAGGCCGUUACAGGCUGGAAACAAUUCUUCACACACCACCUUAUAAGGUUUGUUAGGCAGCUUCUACAAUCCUGAUUCUGCCUGAAUUUCAUAAUUUUAUGACUGGCCAAAAAACGGUAGAGAACGGCUGGUGUAGGGUAUUGUUUACGAGAUAUCAGGCUUUGAUUAGCUAUCUAAUAAUUAACUAUGAGAGAUUUAAAUUGCUGUUUCUCUGGACAUUGGACCCAUUUGUCAAGAAUGAAUCAGAAUUGGUUCUAUCUAAACUGAUUAUGUAAUGAGUGAGACAGCAGAAUCUCUCCGCUCUGGAUGGCUUGUUUCAGUAUCCAUUUGGGGAUUAAUAUCAUUGUUUGUAACUAGGGAGUGAUGGCAGAGUUUGAUCUUUCAUCUUGGAAAUCAUAUUCUUAAUUCCUCUCCAAGACUGGAUUUCUCAGUCUUGCAACGCCUGUUUUGAGAUACACUCCUCCCCAGUGAUGAUCUGUAAGUCCCCAGUGCAGUAUCACGUUUUGGUUCUGUUUUCACAACAUUAACACAAUCUAAGUUGUGUUACGCUUAAGUUUUUUUUUUGGCCAUGCCAUGGGAACACACUGAGGAGUCGCUGAGAUAGAUGGAGCUCUGCCUGUAACAGAAUGGUGUCAUUUCAGAGUCUAGUAUUUUACUGAACUUCUGCUGAGCAAAAAGUAAUGCAGCACUGAGCCUUUAUGGAACCAUUGUUACUUUGAAAGCAAUGAUCUCCAUGAAGAAAAACUACCCACUAAUCCAGAAGCAGCUCAGUUUAUCCUAGAAUCCACUGAGAAGGAGACUAGAAGUUUUAAAAAUGCUCUGAUUUCGAAAAUAGAUGGUGCCGAGCAUCUUGAGCAGUGAAAAGAUGUCUUCACAGGCAGUAUUGUGCCAUGGUAUCAUUGGGGAAAAGGGAUUCUUUGUAUGUCCAACUAGGGUCAGAUUAUCCUGAGAAGUUGCAUUUAAGACAUCAUGUUGCUGUCCACAAUAAAUCAUGCUAUGUUCUCUCUUGCCAAGUUUUGGGGAACUCCCACUGCCUGCUGUGACCCCAGUAUCCAAGGUUCAUAAUUUUGAACUAUCAGGCUGAAUGUGCACUAGGAGUUAACGAUUAAUGCCUUGUCAUUGUGAGUCCAAUCCCAGUGGCUCUUUGUUGAACAUGUGGGACUUUUGCCCUCUUCAUUUCCCCAAAAGCUAAUCGAGCUCUUGGGCAAAGGUAGGAAGAAAGUGCCUCGCCAUGGCGGCAGCUGCCUUGGAUGAAUUCUGCGGUUCUGUUUUCUGGAACUCCUCUUUCCUGGAUCGUAACGAUGCUGACCUGCCACUCUGCUUUGAACAGACUGUUCUUGUAUGGAUCCCUUUGGGGUUCCUUUGGAUCUUUGGCCCAUGGCAGCUUCUCCCCAUGUUCAAAUCCAGGAUGAAGAAAUCAUCUGUUACUACAGUUUAUCUCUUCAAGCAGGUGCUAACUGUGCUGCUCAUAUUGAUAGCAGUAGCAGAAGAGAUUUUCACAGUUGUUGAAAUCCUAGGGCACCACCAUAACCCUGCUGUCCAGUACACGAAUCCUGCACUCUACGUUGUCACUUGGGUGCUUGUUUUGCUGAUCCAUGACAGCCGUCGCUUCACCAUGCGCAGGGACUCGUGGAUUCUCUUCCUCUUCUUCGUCCUUUCGGUCCUCUGCGGUGUGUUUCAACUUCAGACUCUCAUCCGGCAAGUGGUGCAGGGCUCUGCUACUGAUGUACCACGUUUCAUCUUCUUCACAAUCUCUUUUGUGCUUCAGCUCUUUCUGUUGUCCAUCUCUGUUAUUUCUGACAUUGCUCCUGAAAUGAAGGAGGCUGCAAAGAAAAAUCCAGAGGUCACAGCAUCUGUCCUGAGCUUCCUCACUUUCCACUGGUACAACAGCAUGGUGGUGAAGGGAUAUCGGAAGCCAUUAGAGAUGGAUGAUGUCUGGGACUUGAGGGAUGCCGAUAAGACAGAGAAGAUUUUUGGCACUUUUGACAAACACAUGAAGUCUGGGGUCAGAAAGGCCCAGCGGAAAUUGGAGAUACGUCAGCGGAAGAAGAAAAGGCACUGGGCAGCCACUGACAACCGGAAUGGCUUGAGCAAGGCGCAGAGUCAGGAUGUCUUGGUGCUGGAAGAGAAAGAGAAAAAAUGCAAGAAAAAGUCAGACAAAAAGGACUCCAAAGGGGACUAUGCUAAAAGUUGGCUGAUGUGUUCUAUGGCUCGAACCUUUAGUGGGAACCUUAUGAAAGCCGUGGUAUUUAAGGUCUUGCAAGACCUGUUGACGUUUGUGAGUCCACAGCUGCUGAAGCUGAUGAUCAACUUUGUGUCAGAUCCAAAGGCCUAUGUGUGGCACGGAUACCUCUAUGCGGUGCUGCUGUUUGUGACCGCACUGGUGCAGUCUAUCUGUUUGCAGCAGUACUUCCAGCUCUGCUUUUCACUGGGCAUGAGUGCACGCACUGUCCUUAUGGCUGCCAUCUACAAGAAGGCCCUUACAGUCUCCAAUGCCACACGGAAGGAGUCCACAGUGGGUGAGACAGUGAAUCUAAUGUCAGCAGACGCCCAGCGCUUCAUGGACUUUACAAACUUUAUGCACCAGUUGUGGUCAGCUCCACUGCAGAUAGUACUGUCUCUUGUGUUUCUGUGGACAGAGCUGGGCCCCUCUGUGCUUGCUGGGCUUGGAGUUAUGGUGCUGCUCAUCCCUAUCAAUGCUGUGCUGGUUGCCAAGGCCAGGAGCAUCCAGAUUAAAAACAUGAAAUAUAAGGAUGAGCGUCUGAAGAUCAUGAAUGAAAUUCUCGCAGGUGUCAAGAUCCUGAAGCUGUUCGCCUGGGAGCCCUCAUUUCAGAAGCGGGUUGAAAAAAUCCGAGCCCAGGAGCUGAAGGGCCUGCUGCAUUUUUCCUACCUGCAGUCCGUCGCCAUUUUCGUCUUCACGUGUGCUCCUUUCCUAGUCUCUGUGGCAAGCUUUGCUGUGUAUGUGAUGGUGGACGAGAACAACGUCUUGGAUGCACAGAAGGCCUUUACUUCGAUCUCCCUCUUCAAUAUCUUGCGCUUUCCUCUUGCCAUGCUGCCUAUGGUGCUGUCCUCCCUGGUGCAGGUCAAUGUGUCCACCGCACGGUUGGAGCGAUAUCUGGGCAGUGAAGACCUGGACACGUCAGCAAUUUGGCAUGAACCCCGGCCUGGCUGUGCUGUGCAUUUCUCUGAUGCCUCCUUUGCCUGGGAACAGAAUUCUGAGGCCACCAUUAAAGACAUAACGCUGGAAAUUCCACCUGGGCGUCUCUUGGCUGUAGUGGGGCCUGUGGGGUCAGGAAAAUCCUCACUGGUAUCAGCAAUGUUGGGUGAGAUGGAGAAUAUCAAAGGGCACAUCAAUAUCCAGGGCUCUCUGGCGUAUGUGCCUCAACAAGCAUGGAUCCAGAAUGCCACACUUAAGGACAACAUCCUUUUUGGGUCACCCCUUGAUGAGACUCGAUACCAAAAGGUCAUAAAGGCAUGUGCUCUACUCCCAGACCUGCAGCUGCUUCCAGCAGGAGACCUCACUGAGAUUGGAGAGAAGGGUAUCAACCUGAGCGGAGGCCAGAAGCAACGUGUCAGCCUGGCUAGAGCUGUUUAUAACAAUGCAGACAUUUAUGUGCUGGAUGAUCCCCUCUCUGCUGUUGAUUCCCAUGUAGGGCGACACAUUUUUAACCAAGUCCUGGGACCAGAGGGGCUAUUACAUGACAAGACCCGGAUCCUGGUGACGCAUAACCUGAACUUCCUGUCACAAGUAGAUGACAUUGUGGUGUUGGUGGAUGGAGCUAUCUCAGAACAAGGUUCUUAUAACACCUUGCUGGCAAAUGGUGAGGAAUUCGCUCAGCUGCUCAACACCUAUGGAAGCCAGCAGGAAGGCACACCUGAAGAGGAACCCACAGUGGGCCUAGAGGAGGACGUGGAACAGGAUGAUGAACCUGAAGCUGGAGCGGAAGAAGUGCCCACUGAUGUGGUGACUAUGAUCCAAAAGAGUGAGGCCAGCAUCCGGCGGAAAAACUUCAGCCGCAGCCUCAGUAGCAGCAGUAACAUGUCCCUCAAGAAGGCCCAUCAAGAAAAGCAGAAUGAGAAUCCAACAACAGAGAUAAAGGGACAGAAGCUCAUUGACAAGGAAGUCAUGGAAAUUGGCAAGGUGAAAUUCAUCAUAUAUCUGCGAUAUUUGCAAGCUGUUGGUUGGUGUCUCUCGACAAUCAUCUUAUUUUGCUACGUAGCACAAGCUGCAGCCAACGUGGGCUCCAACCUGUGGCUUAGUGAAUGGACCGGCGAUUCUUUAGUCUACCAGAAUGAGACCUAUCCAGCAGCCCUGCGUGACAAGCGGGUUGGAGUCUAUGGAGCACUCGGUGUGACCCAAGCUCUCUCCCUGCUGGCAGCAACCCUUUUUGCCGCUCAUGGUGCUGUCCGAGCUUCCCGGGUGCUGCAUGCAAGAUUGCUCAGUAACAUCCUCCAUGUGCCUAUGAGUUUCUUUGACACAACGCCUACUGGGCGCAUCAUAAACAGGUUUGCCAAGGAUAUUUUCACUGUGGAUGAGACUAUUCCAAUGUCAUUCCGCUCCUGGCUGAACUGUUUCUUGGGAAUUUUCAGUACUCUGUUGAUCAUCUGCCUGGCCACUCCUUAUUUUGCUAUUAUCAUGCUGCCUCUGGGGCUCAUCUACUACUUUGUCCAACGAUUCUAUGUGGCUACAUCCCGUCAGCUGCGUCGUUUAGAUUCUGUCACCCGGUCCCCCAUCUAUUCCCACUUCAGCGAGACAGUGACGGGUCUCUCUGUCAUCCGGGCCUAUGGCCACCAGGAUCGAUUCCUGAGACACAAUGAGAAGAUUGUGGACAUAAACCAGAAGUCUGUGUACUCUUGGAUAGUUUCUAACAGGUGGCUGGCUGUGCGCCUAGAAUUUGUGGGCAACCUGGUGGUUUUCUCUGCAGCACUACUGGCAGUCCUUGCCAAAGGUUCUUUGGACAGUGGCAUGGUGGGACUCUCCAUCUCCUCAGCUCUCAAUGUGACUCAGACAUUGAACUGGCUGGUGCGGAUGACUUCGGAGCUGGAGACCAACAUUGUGGCUGUAGAGAGAAUACAUGAGUACACAGAGGUGGCCAAUGAGGCACCAUGGGUGACAGCACAGAGACCACGCUCAGACUGGCCAAAUAAUGGAGAAAUUAAUUUCGUGGACUAUCAGGUGCGGUAUCGGCCUGAGCUGGAGCUAGUUCUUGAUGGGAUCAGCUGUGAUAUCAAGAGCACUGAGAAGAUUGGCGUUGUGGGACGCACAGGGGCUGGAAAAUCCUCGCUCACAAACUGCCUCUUCCGCAUCCUGGAGGCAGCAGGGGGAAAGAUUGUGAUUGAUGGGCUUGAUAUAGCAACACUGGGCCUUCAUGACCUGCGCCAGAAGCUCACCAUCAUCCCACAGGAUCCUGUUCUCUUUUCUGGGAGCUUACGUAUGAACUUGGACCCAUUUGAGCAACACUCAGACAACGAUGUUUGGCAUGCUCUGGAGCUAGCACACCUAAAGUCUUUUGUGCAAAGCUUGCCUGAAGGAUUGUCCUACCCAGUGAGUGAAGCAGGAGAGAAUCUCAGUGUGGGGCAGAGGCAGCUUUUGUGUCUGGCACGGGCCCUCCUCCGUAAAUCUAAAAUCCUGAUUCUGGAUGAAGCAACAGCAGCAGUGGAUAUGGAAACUGAUCACCUGAUCCAACAGACAAUCCGAAGCGAGUUUGCCGAUUGCACUGUGCUCACCAUUGCCCAUCGGUUACACACCAUCAUGGACAGCCACAGGGUGAUGGUUCUCCAAUCAGGAAGAAUUGUGGAAUUUGACAGCCCUCAGACGCUGCUUCAACAGCAAAGCAUAUUUGCAGGAAUGGCAAAGGACGCUGGCAUUCUGGGCACUUUGAACACUGCACUGUAGAGCAGGAGGAAGAAGGCUGGUGCCCCUGUGUUGCUGGAAUCUUGUUGCAGCUAUUCUGGACCUGCCAUUAAUCCAUGUGACUUAUCUAUGCUGGCAAUGCCACUGUGCACCUCUAGAGACGCUCCCCUGCUAGAGUAUAACACCUGCCUUGUUAUACUCCUAGCUCUGCACCCAAAGUGUUGCCUGCAAGCCCAACCUGGUUCUGCUUGAAGGGAUACAGUUUUACUCUCAUUCCUACCCCAGUAAGUGAGUCCGAUCAGGGUGUGCUCUAGCCCCUCUUGCAGCUCCUCUGGUUCAGGAUCCACAUCACAUGUUCCUAAAUCACCUGAAAAUAUGUAUUUUUUACAGUGUCUAUUUCUCUGUGACAGGAGAAGAUGAAACAACCAGACAUUGCAUCUCUGCUGCUCUGUGAUAUACACAAUAAUCUAGCCCAGGGGUCUCCAAACUAUGGCCUGCGGGCCACAUCCAGCCCACCUUGUCUUUUUAUCCAGUGCAGGAGUGCGCAUGUGCACGUCUUCCUUCGGCCCUUGAAAAUGUGAAGCAAACAUGAUGUGGCCCUCCCGCUGCUACCCCACCCCUAACAUUCAUCUGGGUGAUAACUGAAAAGGCUGGGUUUAAAUACUACACAAGAACUGAAUAUCACUUUCUGCACUGAAAAACACUGUAAAAUUUUAAAUUAAUAAAUAUUUAGGGGACCCUGUCCAGAGCAAUACCCCUCUUCAUACCUUUUUUUUA
Pogona vitticeps (central bearded dragon) is the source of this 7982-nucleotide messenger RNA. It is a transcript of the gene ABCC2, whose product is annotated as ATP binding cassette subfamily C member 2. Lineage: Eukaryota; Metazoa; Chordata; Lepidosauria; Squamata; Agamidae. Gene Ontology annotation, cellular component: apical plasma membrane. The record is from RefSeq and is a predicted model, not a curated record. Gene Ontology annotation, biological process: transmembrane transport. Gene Ontology annotation, molecular function: ABC-type transporter activity; ATP hydrolysis activity; ATP binding.